This is a messenger RNA of Aphanomyces invadans, 2881 nucleotides long. RefSeq lists its product as hypothetical. Gene Ontology annotation, biological process: protein deubiquitination. Gene Ontology annotation, molecular function: cysteine-type deubiquitinase activity. The coding region runs from base 64 to 2850 and encodes 928 amino acids. The transcript is spliced from 16 exons. NCBI's taxonomy places the organism in Eukaryota, Oomycota, Saprolegniomycetes, Saprolegniales, Verrucalvaceae. The record is from RefSeq and is a predicted model, not a curated record.
GGAUAAUCCGACCUUUGAUCGGGAAGCGAUCGGCGGCGACCGGCGCAGGUACCAACGGACAGGAUGGGAAUCACGGUUAACCGAAGAGCAUGGUGCGUCGAGCAGGCAGAUAUGGAAGUCAUAAGUGAUGAUGCCGCGAAAAGCACCACUCCUGCGACCUUAACCAAGGCACAGAAGAAGAAAAACCGGAAGAUGGCCAAAAAGAAAGCAGACGGCCACGUGGUGUCGACUGCGGUUUCCUUGAGCUCCGGUGCUCAGACGGUCGCGCUGCCUACGUACCCGAUUGUUCGUCUAGACCAUCACGCUGACCAUAUCCCUCGUACGGAGCCCGUCGUCCCCUCCCCCGAUGCCCAAAGACACAUUGUCCGUCGGCUUCUCGAACAAUACAAAGAGCAUGGCAUGACUGUUGGCGACCGCUACUUCGUCGUUAGCUUCAAGUGGUGGGAGAGUUGGUGCAACUACGUUCGUUUUUACGACGUAGGUGGCGCCAAUGGAUCGCCCAGUCGCAGCGGUGGCUUCAAGCCGCCAUCCAUCGACAACCACCAUCUGCUCGAUGCUUCGACAUCCGAGCUCCUGGACGGCACCGUUGGGUCCGUGCUAUGUCGGGAAUUGGUCGAGCACGUGCAUUUCAUUCUCCAGCCCCAAGAAGUGUGGGACGCCUUUGUGGCUUGGUACGGCGGAGGGCCACCAAUUUGCCGGUUUGUGGUACAAGUCGGCGACCCGUCCAAGUCGACGCUGAAGCGCGUGGAGCUGUACCCGAACGACCCAGCGGGCUCUGACAGCGACGUUGACAUGGGUGCUGAGGCUGAAGUCGAAGGAGGUGGCUGUACUGAACCAGCUCAAGACGCCGCUGCUGGACACUCUGGGCACACUCCCCAGCGCUACGCCCGGCCAGAGCGGUGUAUGGUGUGCCACCGCCCCAGUACAAAUCGAUGUGGCCAUUGCAAACACUGCAUGUACUGCUCGAAAGCGUGUCAACUGGCGCACUGGAAAUACCACAAACCCCACUGCGCCCGCAUCAAAGGGACCGUCGCCGUCAGCGCCGUCGACAUCCAUGGCAGACAAGGCCAAGCCGGGCUGCGCAACCUCGGCAACACGUGCUUUAUGAAUGCGGCGCUGCAGUGCUUGAGUCACACGACGGCGCUAACAUUUCACUUUCUCACCAAUUCGUACCAGACCGACUUGAACACGGACAACGUGCUCGGGACGGGCGGGAAGCUCGCGACGCAGUACGCCUUGCUUCUCAAGGAGCUGUGGCUGGGCACGGCCUCCAGCGUGUCGCCUGGUCCGCUCAAACGCGCGAUUGGGACGUUUGCGCCGCAAUUUUCGGGCUACCAACAGCACGACGCCCAGGAGCUGCUGGCGUAUCUCUUGGACGGGCUGCACGAAGAUGUGAAUCGGAUCACAAAAAAGCCAUACGUGCAAGUUCAGGACUCGAACGGGACCGAACCGGACGCCGUGGUCGCCGCGACGGCGUGGCGCCAUCACAAACUCCGCAACGAAUCGAUCGUGGUCGACACAUUGCACGGCCAGUUCAAGUCGACUGUCGUAUGCCCCCAUUGCGACAAGGUCUCGAUCACAUUUGAUCCGUUCAACUGUGUUCAGUUGGAGCUGCCGCACGCCGUGACGCGGUCCAUCGAGGUGAUUGUAAUGCCGAAAUUGACGCGAGAGAGCGUCGAGAGUGCCAACGACGCGGCCGCGCUGCGACCGCUCAAGUACGGCGUCCACGUGCACAAGCGAGGAAAUGUCAAAGCCAUCAAGAUGGCUGUCGUCGAAGCCGGGUGUCCGUACACGUCUCUGGUCAUGUGCGACGUGUUUCAGCAUCUGGUCUACCGCAUCCUACCUGACGACGAACGGAUGGCGCGCAUUCGCCCCGACGAUCGGCUCGUUGUGUACCCACAGCCACCCAAGACCGCGCAAUGCGUGCUCUUUUGCUACCAUCGCGGAUACAAAAGAGGAGGCGCUGGCUUGGAACCGACCUUGGUUGGGGACCCGCUCAUGCUGUCGCUGAACCGACAAACCACAUUUGAAGCAUUCCUGGAGCAAGUGCUCGUGGAGCUCGUCCCGUUGUUUGGAUGGACACCAGCGCAGGCGAAGCAACGGCUCGACGACCCGACCUUGCAGCUCUGUUUGGCAUCGCAUAUGUUUGUGACGAAUCAAGACGGCGUCAAGGCGGCAGCGGCGUUCAUGGCGGACGCCGACGGAUUUGGAAAACAUGCGCUUGUUAUGUCGACGCUGCAGCUGUCCGAUGCGGGCUACGUCGGCAUCGAUUGGGAUGGCGACAUGCGAUUGCUGUACCAAGCCACCGAGCCAUUCAUUCUGCCACAUCGUUCGCUCGACACGAUCCAGGCAAGAGCCACGCACGGACUCACUCUGGCCGAUUGCUUCCAAAAGUUUACAAGCGCCGAGCAACUCGAUGAAGACAACUUGUGGUACUGCAGCAACUGCAAACAACACCGCCAAGCGACCAAGACGAUGCAGUUGUAUGCCCUGCCCGACAUCUUGAUCCUGUCGCUCAAGCGAUUCGAGUACCGCAACGACGUCGUUCGAGACAAGCUGGACGUGCUGGUGGAUUUUCCCGUCGAAGGGCUCGACAUGGCGCCGUACUGCCUCAGCGCCGCUCCGGACCACGCAUCGAGCCUCAUCUACGACUUGUACGCGACCACCAACCACUUUGGGUCGAUGGGGUUUGGCCACUACACAGCGUUUGCCAAAGAUCACGCGACGAAUCUCUGGUACAACUUUGACGACAGCGCCGUCACGUCCGUGUCGGCGGCAUCCGUCGUAUCGAAUGCCGCGUACAUUUUGUUUUACAAGCGCCGCGCACCGAGUCCAACGCCGCGCCUGUAACCAAAAAGCGGAAUGCAAAAUGUCCAUCGCG